AUGUCUACAAUUCCGGUUCGCGGAUUCCGAAUUCGAACAAUCGGCGGCCUUCGUUACGGAGCAGCUGCAGCGGUGAACCCCGUCAAUCUUGGUGUCAUCCCACAAAGCCGACCCGUAUCCACUUCACAUAUCACAUCUCUGAUCGGUAAUUUGUCAAAAUGUGAACUUCGUCCUGUAGCUGUCGUUCAAGGCACGAGAUCGUUCUGCUCAGGCAAACUCCCACCACACAAACGUAUUGCGUUGCCUGCACUCUCUCCUACUAUGGAAACCGGUAACGUAGUCAGUUGGCAAAAGGUGAUGUAA
Haemonchus placei is the source of this 303-nucleotide messenger RNA. NCBI's taxonomy places the organism in Eukaryota, Metazoa, Nematoda, Chromadorea, Rhabditida, Trichostrongylidae. The record is from the annotation of a GenBank genome assembly.